CACGAUUCGAUUCGCACUCGAGACUCACGUUUCGCAGUUCGGGCAUGUCGCAACUCAUCAGUCGUGAGUCGGAGAAGCUGGGCCGACAGCUGCUUGCACACGUACACUUGUGACUACAGGUGCACGCACAGCUUGUUCUCCUUAUGUGACAACCACCAUACUCACCCUUUAUGAACAGGUCGCAUUGUAAGCACUCCCACCGAAACCACUCAAUUUCUACAAGUCAACAUGCUCGCUCGCACUGCGCUUGGCCGAAUCGCUGCCGUCGCCCCGACGGCCAACGCUGGUAGCCGCCUUGGCCUCGCUAGCAUGUCCAUGGGCGUGCGCUCCAAGCACACGCUGCCAGACCUGCCAUACGACUUUGGUGCUCUCGAGCCCUCGAUUAGCGGACAGAUCAUGGAGCUCCACCAUCAGAAGCACCACCAAACGUACGUCAACGGCCUCAAUCAAGCCGAGGAAACUCUGGCAAAUGCUGUUGCCAAGAACGAUGUCAAGGCUGCCAUCGCUACUCAAAAGGCUCUCAACUUCAACGGCGGAGGUCACGUCAACCACUCUCUCUUUUGGCAAAAUCUCGCUCCAUCCAAGCAAGGUGGAGGAGAGCUCUCCGCAGGUCCGCUCAAAGAGGCAAUCGAACGUGACUUUGGCUCUCUGGACGGGCUCAAGAGCAAAUUCAAUGCUCAGCUGGCUGGCAUUCAGGGUUCUGGCUGGGGCUGGCUUGGACUCAAUCCUUCUACCGGCAAGCUCGACAUUAUCACCACUGCAAACCAGGACCCACUCCUCUCUCACGUUCCAUUGAUCGGUGUUGAUGCUUGGGAGCACGCAUUCUACCUCCAAUACCAGAACGUGAAGGCAGACUACUUCAAGGCCAUCUGGAACGUCAUCAACUUCAAGACUGCCGAGGAGCGUCUGAAGCAAGCUCAAUAAGCGUGAUGCUUUGCGAGAGCAUGUCGGAAUCGGGCAACUCUACAGUCAAUCGGAUGAAUCUAGAACAUAUCGUGCACAUGUUUUCGGCUAGAACAUAUCGUGCACAUGUUGUCGGCGUGUCGUUCGUGGGUUCAGAGGGAGCAGCGGCGCUUGAACUGGCGCGGACGUUUUCAUUCGAGGGUCGGCGUGCACUGACGACGGGCCGUUCCCAAGUGUGUCUAAGAGUCGUGAGGCAAGCACAGGAGCCUCAAGUCACAGUUCUGCAGCGAUUCUCUGGAUGACAUGUG
This is a messenger RNA of Ceraceosorus guamensis, 1211 nucleotides long. Its product is annotated as manganese and iron superoxide dismutase. Gene Ontology annotation, cellular component: mitochondrion. NCBI's taxonomy places the organism in Eukaryota, Fungi, Basidiomycota, Exobasidiomycetes, Ceraceosorales, Ceraceosoraceae. The coding region runs from base 229 to 924 and encodes 231 amino acids. The transcript has 6 exons. Gene Ontology annotation, biological process: superoxide metabolic process. Gene Ontology annotation, molecular function: superoxide dismutase activity; metal ion binding. The record is from RefSeq and is a predicted model, not a curated record.